Molecule: messenger RNA, 2602 nt
Organism: Marchantia polymorpha subsp. ruderalis
Lineage: Eukaryota; Viridiplantae; Streptophyta; Marchantiopsida; Marchantiales; Marchantiaceae
Source: the annotation of a GenBank genome assembly
UUCUGGCCAUGUCCUCGUCCUCCUUCUUCUCCGCCUGCUCCUCCUCCUGCUUCUUCUUCUUCUGCUGCUGCUGGAUCGUCAUCGUCGUCAUCAGCAACGACGUUCAUCCGUCCGUCCUUUUCCUGUCCACGUGAAGAAGCUGUAGAGGACGACGACGAGGAAGAUUUGGUUCGCCGAGCAGCAGCGCCGGGCCUUCACGUGAACGAAGGCCAAUUCGUUCCUUCCCGGAUUCAGCGUUCGUUCUUUGCUGCCUACUUGUUCGGACUCCGACCCCGCCCUCGGCCUCGGCCUCGUUCUCGUCCAUCGCCCGGUGCUAGGACUGGCUGUGGCGAUGGCGGCCUCCGCUUGCACGAGGCCUUGCCCGCCCGCUGUGUGCGCGGUUUCAUCUUCCUCAUGCUCCGAACGCUCUCGCAGUUGCGUCGUCUCUGUGGCGCAAUUCGGCCCGAGCUAUGAUCGUUGCGACAAUGCAACGCCCCUGGUUUCGGUCCGCUCGCAAUUCCUCGGCCAGAGAAGUGAAUCGUCGUUCGUAGGAAGCCCACGACGGCUUUCGCGCAGCUCCAAAUGUGGCUACUUGAAAGAUGUCCGCGUUGCGGGCAGGGCUGAGGCAAAAGCCAAAGAUGAACCUCUGCGCAUCAUGAUAGCUGGUGCACCCGCCUCAGGAAAGGGCACGCAGUGCGAGCUGAUUGUCGAGAAGUACGGUCUAACACACAUAUCAGCGGGCGAUUUGUUGCGAGCCGAGGUUGCUGCUGGAUCCGAGAAUGGGAACCUGGCCAAAGAAUACAUGACCAAAGGAUUGCUCGUACCCAGUGAGAUAGUUGUGAAGAUGGUCAAAGACAGGCUUGCACAACAAGAUGCUCAAGAAAACGGCUGGCUGCUAGAUGGUUAUCCUAGAAGCGACGAGCAAGCGCAAGCUUUGGAAGUUGCCGGCAUUCGACCCAACCUUUUCAUUCUUCUUGAUGUCGAUGAUGAAAUCUUGAUUCAGAGGGUAAUCAACAGAAGGAUGGACCCUGUAACUGGCAAAAUAUAUCACCUCCUGUAUUCACCCCCGGAGAAUGAGGAGAUUGCAAGUCGACUCACCCAGCGCUUUGACGACACUGAAGAAAAGGCGCGAGUACGACUGUUGACACAUUACAGCAAUGUAGACGCCGUGGUUGGGGUUUACAAGGAUGUGAUGCAACAUGUGGAUGGAAACCGCCCUAAGUUGGAAGUAUUUGCGGAGAUUGAUAAGCUCCUGAUGGAUCUGCAAAAAAAGGAGUCUGAGGAGAGCACUCGGAGGAACUCACCCAGUCUACCGACGACAUCUAAACAGGAUAAUUGGAAAGGUAUACCCACUAAGUUGAAUACAACUCCACAUACACGUGAGAUUCGUGAAUACUUCUACAAGGACGUGUGCAAUGCUACAAAAAGGGCUGUAGAGAACAAAAUAACGAAGUUGAAGGUGAAGAUAGUCAUCCCAGAACUUAAUCCUGAGAUGGAUGUCUACAGGAUCGGAACUUUAUUGGAGCUUAUGAGAGAGCUUGCUUUUACAUUUGUGAAUGAUGGAAAACGUGUUCGAGUGUGUGUGCAAGGGGCAAUGGGAGAAGGCAUAUUUGCAGGUAUGCCUUUGCAGCUUGCCGGAACGAGGCAAAUGUUGGAGCGGAUGGACUGGGGCGAUGAUGAAGUCAUGGGCACUUUCGUCAAUUUUGGUGCCGUCGGUGCGAAAGAAGUCAAACCAGAAGAUGACAUGUUCAUUCUCAUGUGCCCUCAGAAUGCUGUUGGAAACUGCAUCAUCGAUGACCUAAAAGCGAUGGUGGAAGCAGCGGGUGAUCGUCCUGUUAUCAUUCUGAAUCCUAGACUGAAGGAUUUACCUGGCUCCGGAGGAAAUAUGCAGAUAAGAGGAAGAGAAGAGAGGAUGGAGUUCGCAGAUUCAUUUUUUACAUGCUAUCAUUUCCGACUGUUAUAUCAGUCUGGAACUCAGUAUCCCAUUCUUGGAGCUCUGCGGAUGGCUUACCCGAAUCCAUAUGAGAUAUAUAAGAGGGUUGAUUUGAGCAAUCGUAAAGAGGAGUAUAUCCUGCUGGAUACGUUCAAUGAAGAACCUACUCGUUCUGAGAUUGGCGAUGCCUACUAUGGUCGUCCUCGGAAAGACAAAAAUGCUGUCCCAGAAGGCAUUUGGGGGUUUUUCAGCCGAGUUUUGGGCUGAGGAGCAAGAAGAUCAAACAAUUAGCUGACAUUUCAUAACAAGACCACAGUAGAUUUAUGUGUAUCAUACAUGCAAAAGUAAAGUUUUUUAAAUAUCAUCUAGCAAUUACUUUGGCAGAAACGCGUGGAGGCAUUUCACGAGCUGUCUCUGAGCUCCAGUUGAGCUACGCAAUUCAGAAAGAUGUUGCAACACUCAAACCAGAAUUUCCCGACCCAGUUUUAUAAGUUGAUCUUGACAUUUGAUGUUACAAACUUAGACUGGAGCUCUGGAGUCAAAACCCCUGGAGUUGUUUGUGUUGCAAGAAUGACAUUGUUAUUAUAGAUUUAGGCAUAGUUGAUGCCUAAAAUGUGCAACAUCUUAAAACUAUUAGGAAGUGUCGCAAAUAUAUAAACAGUUAAACAAUUAAAUAGAUAAAUAAAUAAA